Messenger RNA from Mercenaria mercenaria, 3653 nucleotides. RefSeq names its product transient receptor potential cation channel subfamily A member 1 homolog. The record is from RefSeq and is a predicted model, not a curated record. Lineage: Eukaryota; Metazoa; Mollusca; Bivalvia; Venerida; Veneridae. Gene Ontology annotation, cellular component: membrane. Gene Ontology annotation, biological process: monoatomic ion transport; transmembrane transport. The transcript is spliced from 12 exons. Gene Ontology annotation, molecular function: monoatomic ion channel activity. Bases 768 to 2384 code for a protein of 538 amino acids.
UUUUUUAUGCCGACAGUCCUUUUAAGAUUAUAUAUUCGUUUCAUAAGAAAUAAGACAUUUACGUAUAAGUAACAAUUAGCUAUCACUCAUCGUGUCAACUUUACGUUGGUUUUAUUGAUGAAAGGCCUCGUCUGACGUUUUCACAAGGUAUACAUUUAUAUUGAGUAAGAACCAUUUGAGAUACGACGAAUUGCCCUAAAAGCUAGAUGACAUUCAAGAUUUGUUUAGUUUUACGUAAUUUGAUUUGAACAUUGUAUCAUACUAGGUCUGUAAUAUGUCUUUGAAAUGGCUGAUGUGUUAUUAAAUUGGUAAAGUUGUGUUUCCUUUACAAUAGUUUGUACAUAUACUCUAACUGUAUUUAAAGUUUUGUUGCAGUUAAGACCAUUAUAUUAGCAUAAUCCUUAUGAAACUUAGCAUAACUUUAGAUAAAUUAAUGGCUUUUUCGAAAUCUAUUUUAUCUAUAGACACUUGAAAAAAUAUGUGGCAAUGGGGAUGUACAGGAAACCACAAAAAGAGGUACACGUUAUGCUCAAAAGAAGAGUGACCGUUGGAUUGAUACGGCUGUAUCAGUAAACAAAAAAGGCUUCAAUGUUUUAGAUCUGGCGUUAGAGGAAAUAGCGGCUGUUAAAAAUGAUACGAUUACUGAGGAGAGAAGGAAAAUUGUCCGUUAUAUAGUUUGGGAAACUGGUCGUGAUUGCUUGCUUAGACUGCUUCGAAACAAAACUGGAAAUACAUUCAGCACGCCUUUCCGGGUACUCAUAGAAAAGAUGCCAGAGAUUGCAUUGGAGGUGAUGAAUAAAUGUAUUACAAAGAAAGGGAAGGAGAUACAUUUUCAUUACGAAUUCUUGGACGACACUUAUUUUCUGAAGUACUGGCCGCCGGACCAUGAUGAUUACCCGUCUACCUGGGAGCACCGUUUGUUGACAGAUACUGAGAACAUUGAGGCAUACAUAAAUAGUAUGAAGAAGAUGAAAACCAACCAUCCCCUCCGGUUGAUGAUGGAUUGCAAAAUGACAGAUCAUUCAUGUGAUGGAAUCUACCAAAAGCUUUUGGAUCACCCCCUUGUAGUAGCCUUAGUCAGCCGUAAAUGGAAUCAUAUAGGAAAGAAAUUCCAUGCAGUGAAUUUUCUACUUUAUCUGAUCUAUCUGGCUGUUUUCACUGUGUUUGUGAGUACCACUGUUCCGCCGUAUAUACAUUCUCGACGUCAAAGCGACAUAACCGCAUACGGGAACACGACUGCUGAUCCAAACGUCUCCCCGGCAGAGACUAAGUGCCAGAACACAACUACGAGCUCGAACAAGACCACAUUAGGAAAUCCUGAAAUCAAAAUAGCGUGUAAUUCUUUUGAAAGUAACAGAAAAUCAACGAUUGUAGAUAUGCAAUGCUUAGUCAUAGCCUUAUCUGUCAUCAUGAUUUUAAAAGAGGUUUACCAGCUGGUCCGAAUGUACGGACGUGAAUACUUCAAACAGAAAGAAAACUACGUGGAAUUAGCUGUUUACAUAUCCUCUAUCUUGUUUGUUGUAAACUUUACAGACUGCGAAAAUACAGACUACCGGGCCAAUUGGCAGUGGAUACUAGGCACAUUCUCCAUCCUUCUUGCGUGGACUAAUGUGCUGACAUAUGCCAGGAAGACUUAUUAUCUGGGAACCUAUGUUCUGAUGUUGUGGACAAUUAGCAAGACAUUUCUGACGAAGGUGUUACCUAUCGUCGCCGUCUUACUCACCGCACUUGGUACAGCAUUCUGCUGUGUACUCCAAAAUCAGGAUGAAUUUGGAAAUCUUGGGCAUUCCAUACUGGCGACGUCGUCAUUCAUGGUUGGCGGAUUUGAGUAUGGGGAAUUUAAGGGCUUUGUCGAUAACAAUAGUUUAGCCCCUGUCGGUUACGUAAUUUACAGUUUGUUUCUAAUUAUUACGAUUAUCGUCUUAAACUUGAUGGUCGGGGAGGCAGUGGAAAAUGUUGAGAUGAUUCACAAACGGGCAUGUAAUACCAGAUUUGCUCUACAGAUUAAAUACGUUUUGGAAUUCGAAGGAAUUAUAUGCUUUGUCAGUUCCAAACUGGAGAAGCUUUGCUGUAUCUUCAAGCUGAAGAAAUGGUUUUUUCUUAACCCAAACGAAGCAAUCAGUCUGAGAGAUUUUAAAUCAAGAGGACUUCAGGUGCAACCGAUUUUGGAUCUGAUAGAUAAGACCAAGGAGACCAAGGCAAAAGAAGGAAAAGAUGGUUUACAUGAAGAAAUCACUACUAUCAAAGAUGAAAUUCUGAGUAUGAAGGCGAAAAUAGAUGAACUAAGUACCAUUAAAGAUGAAGUUUUGAAUAUCAAGGAAAUGCUGAGUUUACUUAGCAAAGACUUGGCUAAUACAAACAAAACAUCAACGAACCUGAACUGACUUGAAAGAUUCAAAUGGCUUUGGGUGUUAUGUGAGACAAUCCUAUUGUAUGCUAUCAAAAUAGUAUUCAUGCGAGCAGUAUAAACUGUAUAAAUAACACAACAAAAGUUACAGGCGUUUGUCACGUCUAACGCUACCAGAUUCACAUAUACAUAUACAUAUUUGAAUGGUAAUAAUAGAUAAGUCAGUUUUGCAUUUAAAUCUAAAGUCUCUAAGAAUACAUUACUGUAUAAUUUCUAAAAAGUGGUGGCAACCUUUGAAACAUAACGUUGUAAAUCAGCACUAGCUAAGGGGAUGGUUUGUUUUAAUGAUUUAACUAGAUUCGUUUUAACGUAUAUCAAAUUUAUUGUAUAGGGAUAGGAACAUCCCUUACUACCUUAAAACGUCUAAGGUUGACUUUGGGUUCGCCCCGUUUCAAAAGUUUGUUUACAAAUUCUUACAUUCGUAAGAUUGAAAAACAUCAGUUGUUUUGGUAAAAGUAAUGAAAAAAAAAAUGUUGGAGUAUUUUGACUCAAUGAAACUUAAAAGUUUUGUUUUCAUGAAAAACUGAUGUAGAUAUAUUGACUCAAACUGAUAGAUUCCUUGGCUUGAAUGGUAAACUUGUUCUUUUUUAUUUUGUUUUCGAUGCACUUCUGAUAUCCAACAUGUGUGCAUGUACACCGCACUCGUGGCACUACUGAGUAAACAAUCGAGAAGCUUUGCCUUAUAAGUAUAUCAUUUUAGAUCAGUUAGGGUUAAGAAACGAUAUCGGAAAAACGGAAAUAAAUGAAUCUUGAUACAGGGUUUUAAAAGUUUUUUCAUCAGAUAAAUUAAAGUUAUUUUGUCAGCUAAGUUGGUAGAGUGUAGAGUCCCUUUCGGGAGGACCGGAGUUUGAAACCGGAAGCAGAAGGUUUUAAUCUUAACAUUUUUCAUUUCAAUUUUACCCUUACCUUUUGUCUUUCCUAUAUAGUACCUUGUGCCAGUUUUUUGCAUUCUUUUAAUUUCUUUGAAAUCAAACAGGACUUUCAGGCAGAUGCAAAUACACAAAUUGAAACAGCAGAAUGUGUUUUAUUUUCAGGUACGUUUUAUUCACAGUCGUUUAAGAAUAUACAAACUGUUCCAUACUUUAGCUUCAUUGCUUCAUAUACUUCUCCAAUGCAUCGUUAUGUGGUAGUUAAUUGUUUACUUAUUAUACGUCUCUUUGUUCAUUAUCGUUAAUGAAUUAACAUAUAUGUAUAUUUGCUGAGCUGCACUUAGACUUUUAUGCAAUAAAGCUGUCAGUACUUCCUA